Didymodactylos carnosus is the source of this 2676-nucleotide messenger RNA. NCBI's taxonomy places the organism in Eukaryota, Metazoa, Rotifera, Eurotatoria, Philodinida, Philodinidae. The record is from the annotation of a GenBank genome assembly.
AUGGUUGAAGGACAAUUUAGAUCACGUGGUUUUUCGCGGGGAGGUGGUUCUCGUGGACGAGGUGGAUCUCGAGGCAGUUUUGGAGAUCGUGGCGGUGGAUCUCGGGGAAGUUUCGGAGAUCGUGGUGGAUCUCGAGGCGGUUUCGGAGAUCGUGGAGGUCGAGGUCGAGGUAGAUUCCAAUCUGAUCGAGGAGGUAAAUUUCAGUCUGAUCGAGGAGGUCGUGGAUCACGUGGUGGAAGUUUCCGUGGUGGUAGAGACGGAAGUUCAUCGCCAGGUGUAUGCUAUAAUUGUAAUCAACCUGGUCAUUUGUCACGCGACUGUUCCGAACCAAGAAAACCACGAGACAGUAAUGGACAAGUUAAUAAAUUUGGCGCCGGUGGUAAUCGUGGUGGCUUUAAUAAUGCUGAUAAUAGAAAUAAAAGUCCAUCAACAUUUGCAAAUAAUAAAAACAAAAGUAUUGAUUUGAAAAGAAAAUUUCAACAAAAGGAUAAUGAAGACGACAGCGAAGAUGAACAGGCUAGCGACGAAGAAAUUAAAAACCAACCAAAGAAAAAAAAACAAAUUGAAGCUGACGAUGACGAAGAAGAAUCGCUUGAUGAUGAUAGUGAUUUGGAUGAGUCAGAUGAGGCGGAUUCCGAUGAUGAAGCAAAACCAGCUCAAACACAAUUGAAGAAGGUUUCGACUACACCUGUUGCGGGAAAAACAUCAGCGCCAACUCCUGUGACAAACAAUAAAACAAAACAGCAGAAUUCAUCUCUAAAUAAAUCAACGCCACCUGCAGCACCAAAAACAUCAGUGAAUAAUAACAAGAAUAAACAAACAAAAUUAACACCGACAGAAGAUGGUAAUACAGCUCUUUACUAUGUGGAUGAUGACGAUGAUGAUGAUGAAGGAUCGGAUGAUGAUGACGACGUAUGUCAAGAAAUCUCAUCGAAAAAAAUCUCCCAACAACCCUCGAAAAGUCAACAAAAACCAACUAAUACACCAACAACUGCUCAGAAAAAACAAACAGCUACUACACCAACAACAACAACACCAGCCAAUAAAUUGAAAAACUCUACACCAGCAUCAAAGAACAAUAAAAAAACUGAUGAAGAUGAUGAUGAUGAUGAUGAUAGUGAUGAUGAAGAAGAAGAGCCAACUGUUGCUUCAAAUAAAAAAACACAAGGAAAAUCGUCUGCAGUCACUGAACAGAAACCGAGCGCAAAACGUAAAUUAGACGCAAAUGACAUUUCAACAGAAAAAGUAUCUGUUGCCAAUAAACAAGACGAUGCACGAAAAUUAUUUGUCAAAUUUCUUCCACAUGAUGUUACCGAAACAGAAUUGCAACAAUUAUCAACAGAUAUUCGUAGUGUUCAGUUGAAAUCGAAAAUUGCAAAAUAUAAAAAAGGAGAUAAAUUAGUUAAAAAAUCUUAUCCAUUUGCAUUACUUGAAUUCGAUAGUGAACAAACAGCUGAAAAAAAUCAUGCCAAAUUACAAGGCAAACAAAUACGAACAUGGAAAAUUCAAGUUGAUUUUGUUGGUGAAAAAUCUCAGUUUGAAAAGAAGUCAGAUUUUUCGUUGGAUAAAAAACAACUUUAUAUUAGUCCUAUUAAAGAAUCUGUUACUGUCAGUCAAAUGAAACAAUUAUACCCAAAAGCUAAAUUUGUGAAAGUGCAAAAACGAAAAGUUGGAAAAAACAAAGUGAUACAAUUUGCUUUUGUUACGUUUGAUGAUGAAAAAGAUGCUGAAGAAGGUUUAAAUGCUCAUACAGAAAUUGGUGGAGAAAAAAUACAUGCCAGUUAUGCUCGUGAACAAAAACCACAACAAGAGAAACCAAAAACAGAUGAAACAGCCACUCCACAAAAACAACAACAAAAGAAACAACCAGAACAAGAACUUGUGAUGAAUGCUAUCUAUGUUGGUCAAAUACCAGAACAUGUAGAAGAAAGUGAAAUUAAAAAAUUAUUUCCAAAAGCGACUAAUCUCGAAUUUUUUCCAGCACAACCAAGAAAACAAGGUGUCCGACUUGGUCACGCAUUUAUCACCUUUUCCGAUGACGCAUCAGCGGCAGCUGCUGUUAAACAAGGUAGCAGUGUGACAUUAAAAAAUACGCAAUUGAAAAUAUCUUAUCGUACCAAACGUGCAGAACCAGAAAAACGGCCACAACAAGAACAAACUGGCCCAACAAAUAAAAAGCAAAAAACUGAAAAGAGUGCAAACGAAACACAAAAGUCAAAACAAGUAACACCCUCUACUACCCCCGUUAAACAAACAACUCCAGCAACUGUUACUCCUAAACAAGAACAACAAAAAGUACCAGCAAAAGCAAGUAAUGGCAUAAAAAAAGAAACGCUCAAUACAAAACAGCAGAAAAAUUCCAUUACGCCACAAGGAAUAGCUCAGAAAAAAAGUGUGACAAAAAAUCCAAAAAUUCAAAAUGAUGACGAUGAAGAAGAUAGUGAUGAGGAUGACGACGAUGAGGAAAUGGAUUUUGAAGACGAUGAUUCAGAUGACGAUUUAAACAAUGAUGAUCAACAACUAAAAAAAACAGUCGCAAAAAUGGUUGGCUCACAGAAAGCUACAAAACAGAAUGCAUCGAAAGCGGAAGCAGAUGAUUCGGACGAUGAUGAUGAUGAUGAUGAAGACGACGACGAUGAUGAAGACGAUGAUGAUGACGAUGAAGACGAUGAAUGA